Messenger RNA from Dunckerocampus dactyliophorus (ringed pipefish), 2741 nucleotides. RefSeq names its product zw10 kinetochore protein (gene zw10). Gene Ontology annotation, cellular component: chromosome, centromeric region; RZZ complex; nucleus. Gene Ontology annotation, biological process: mitotic spindle assembly checkpoint signaling; mitotic cell cycle; endoplasmic reticulum to Golgi vesicle-mediated transport. The record is from RefSeq and is a predicted model, not a curated record. The transcript is spliced from 16 exons. Lineage: Eukaryota; Metazoa; Chordata; Actinopteri; Syngnathiformes; Syngnathidae. Bases 285 to 2591 code for a protein of 768 amino acids.
AAUGGGUGGAAGUGCGCGAUAGGGAGUACAGCGAAAGCCUAUUUAUGCUGGUAGUAAUAAUUAAUAAACCUAGUGUAAGUUAUCCAUCUGAUGUUUGGUGGCAGAAGUAAUGUGUUUUGCUGAUAAUAUAAUUACAGUAUUCGAGAAAGUGGAGGAGGCGGGGCAUCCUGUCCCUUUGCACGAGCCAAUCAAACCGCCUGGCGCCUUCGCUGUCAGAGUUUUUUCUUUUUGGAAUCAAUAAUAAGAAUUUGAAAUAAAAUAUCCAUAUCGCCUUGUGCUUCACGAUGUCGUCGUUUGUCACUGAAGUCCUCGCCAGCUCCGGCAAACUGGAGAAAGAGGACCUGUCCAGUAAAAUCAGCAAAAUGUCGCGCAAGAUUGAAGACACGAAGGAACAAGUGUGUGACAUGAUAAACAAGCGAUAUCGGGACUUCCUGCCGAGCCUUCAAGCAUCUGAGGACCUAAUGGUGCAGGUGGACGACGUGUCCAAAGAGAUGGUGUCCCUUAAAAGCUUUGUCGAGUCAGAGGUGCAGCUAAACAUCCAUGAGGCCGUAGCAGAGUACACAACGUUGAAGCAACAGUUAGAGAGAAACACUGUCGUCAUCACGAUGCUUGGACACCUGAAAGAGUUUCACAAUUCAAUGGAGGAGUUCAGCAAAGCCUUACAGGAGAAGAAGUAUGUUGAUGCAGCCAACCAGCUGGAAAGGGCAAGGACCAACGUGGAGUCCCUCAAAGGCUGGAAGGUGUCGCAGCUCCCACUGCUCAGUGCUCUCAGCUCCGAGUUGACGGUGCAGAGGGAAAACCUAAACUAUCAUCUGGGAGAUGAGUGGAAGCGCCUCGUCAUCUGGAAAUUACCUCCCUCAAAAGAGCCUCCAGGCGUGGCCUCCUUCCUGCAGGUGGAGCUAUAUCUGAGUCAGUCUUCCAUGAAUGACAGUGAUCCAGAACCACCUGCUGUGCUGUGCAGCGUCCUGCAGGCCUUGGCCAUCCAGGGAGAUCUCCUGCACAAGAUGAAAUUUUUCAGCCAGGUGCUGCUGAAGAACAUGCUGAAGCCACUGGUGCUACACUCAUCUCUGUCGGUGCAGGUGGCGGAGCAGCAGGGUAAGGGCGUCGCCCUGACCUUUAAGAGCUUGAAGGAGUGCAUGGAGGAGCGUGCCACUCCGUCGCAGGUCUAUAUCAAAGUGCUCCUGGUGCUCAAGACUCUUCACUCACACCUCCUAGACGUUCCUGUUGGUGAUAAAAAGCUGUCAACCAUCUUGGGCGAGCUGAUAUGGGAGGAACUCUCUCGGUGCAUCAUCCACGAGUGUCUGCUCCACUCCAUCCCCACCAACAGCAGUCAGCUGGAACAAUACAACACGGUGAUCAAGGAGACGGAGGAGUUUGAGAAGUCUCUGAAGGAGAUGGAGUACCUGCGGGCCGACUCCACAGACCUGCUCAAGUACGCCAGAGAUGUGAACUGUCACUUUGCCAGCAAGAAGUGCAAGGACGUCAUUGUGGCCGCUCGCAAACUCAUGACCUCCAAGAUGCACAACACCGUAAAGAUUACGCCAGAGUCCAAGCUGUGUCUCCCCAAGCUGCCUGCUCCGAGGACGUCGGAGCAGGUGAAGCAAGAGGCGGCCCCAAACGAGCACACCGCCAUGGAGAAUGGCAGUCAGCUGUCGGCAUGGAGCUUGUGUCUGCCAGCGUGUCACAUCAGCGAGUCGGUGCAGCAGCUGAUGGAGCUGGCUGUCAACACGCUGUGCGAGGCGGUUGGAAGCUCCUCCCAAUGUGCUUUGCAACUAUUCUUCACCGUCAGAAACAUCUUCCAGCUCUUCUACGACGUGGUGCCUACGUACCACAAAGAGAACCUCGUCAAGUUUCCUCACCUGGCGGCCAUCCAGCACAACAACUGCAUGUACCUGGCCCACCACCUCCUCACCCUGGGCCACCAUUUCAGAGCCCACCUGCCGCAGCCCCUUAAUAAGGGCGUGGCCACCUUUGUUGACAUGGUGCCCGGAUUCAGGAAACUGGGCGCUCAGUGCUUCUUAAAUCAGCUGAACGUCCAGAGGGCGGAGCUGUUGGAGCGACUGUCCACCGCUCAAAAUUUCUGCAACCUGGAUGAGGAGGACAAUUACAUAGCGGCCAGCAAGGCCGUGAGACAGAUUAUCCAUCAGUUGAAGCAGCUAGGGACGGUGUGGCAGGACAUCUUACCGGUCAGCAUCUACUGCAGAGCAAUUGGCAACCUCCUCAACACGGCCAUCACGGAAAUCAUUGCCAAGAUCAUGAUGCUGGAGGAUAUCUCGUCAGAGGACGGAGAGCACCUCCAUACGCUCUGCCAGACAGUCAUUGAGGAAGGGCCACUGGUCUUUAUUCCUCUGGCAGAGGAGCACAAAAACAAGAAAUAUCAGGAGGAGGUUCCACUCUAUGUGAAGAAGUGGCGCACUUUCAAGGAGCUGGUCAUCGUGCUGCGUGCCAACCUUCAGGAGAUUGUCGACAGGUGGGCGGACAGCAAAGGUCCUCUGGCAGUGGAGUUCACAAGUUUAGAGGUGAAAAGUCUGAUCCGAGCCUUGUUCCAGAACACGGAGAGAAGAGCUAUGGCUCUGACCAAAAUCAAAUAAACGACCACGAAGAAGAGACUGAAGCGCUUUCUUUUCCUUCCUCUGUCUUUCUAAUAUACGGCGCACUCGCCGACUACAACGUUGGGUAAAAAAAAUUCAGCCUUUGCAAUAACAAUAAAAAACAUAAUUUUUAGAAUGGACUGUCACGCU